This is a messenger RNA of Dovyalis caffra, 1113 nucleotides long. The record is from the annotation of a GenBank genome assembly. Lineage: Eukaryota; Viridiplantae; Streptophyta; Magnoliopsida; Malpighiales; Salicaceae.
AUGAAGGGAAGUGAUAGUUUUGAAGGCUCCAAGUCAAGCUAUUCUAACAAGAAAGUUGAACAAGAUGAGGGUGAUGAGGAGGAGGUGGACAAAAUUAGUCUCAAAUCCAAAAUUGAAGGAGAGAGCACAAGCAACAGCACAGUUGAAGAAAAUGAAAAGAAGGCAGCUACUGGAUCUGUACGGCAAUAUAUUCGUUCUAAGAUGCCAAGGCUUCGGUGGACGCCGGAUCUUCAUCUUUGCUUUGUUCAUGCAGUUGAAAGACUAGGAGGACAAGACAGAGCAACACCAAAGCUUGUUCUUCAGAUGAUGAACAUUAAAGGCCUUAGCAUUGCUCAUGUCAAAAGCCAUCUUCAGAUGUACAGAAGCAAGAGGACUGAUGAUCCCAAUCAAGACCAAGAGUUUUUCUUUGAAGGCGGGGAUCACCAUAUCUACAACCUUAGCCAGCUUCCCAUGCUACAAAAUUUCAAUCGAAGAUCUUCUUGCAAUUUAAGAUACGGAGAUGCGUCUUGGAGAGGUCAUGAACACCAGAUGUACAGCGCUUAUAUGGGAGGAACUACUCUCAAUAGAGCCAAGCACGGACUUUAUGGCUCAGUGGCUGAAAGACUAGUAACUGGAUGCGACAAUCACAAUUCACUUAAUUAUGAUUCGAGCAUCAACAUUCCCUCCUUGAAUGUGCAAGCAGCCAGUAGAACACAUCAAUCUCUUGAAGGAGUCAAGUUGUUUCAAGUAUCCCGGAAGAACGAAAGUAGACAUAGAUCAAUGGAAUCAAACUUCAUAACCAAAUUGCAAGAGAGAUCAGGGUUGGAUCAAGUGGAAUGUUUGAACAUCACUAGUUCCGCCAAUAAAAAGUGGAGAACAGUUCAAGAAAUGCAAAAAGGUUUAAAGAGAAAGACUACUACGGAUUCAGAUUGCAACUUGGAGUUGAACUUGUCACUGAAGUUAGCAACAAAAGAUGAUGAUGAACUUGAAAAGUGUGUGGAGGACCGUGAAGUUGAUGGUAGUUUGUCUCUUUCGUUGUCUUCAUCUUCAUACUCAAAGCUUGGCAGAUCGAUGGAACGAGAUGGAAGUAGGAAGCAUGCAAGGAUGGCAAGUACUCUAGAUCUGACUUUAUGA